CAAGCAUAGGUGACGAAUAAUUGUUUGUAGACGAUUUAUUUCGCAUAUAUUUUAUUGGCCUUUUAUAAAAUAGGGUAUAAUUUGUCCUUCGAUUGCCGUUUUCGUUUUAGCAUAUCGACUAUCGCAAUCAUUAGUUAUAAUAUUUUAAACCUACAAGAGAUUUAUUGGAGUGAAAAUGGUUCGUGCUACUUAUUGGAAAAUCAAUACGGUUUAUGUUGCUUUUAUAAUAUUAUAUUUUAUCACGAUUGAAGAAGUGUGUUGCGGUAAGUAAAAUAAUAUUUUUUACUCAUUUCAUUGUACCCUAGUGUGUUUUAAUAUUAUACAAAAAAUACACUCGAAGACAAUGUAAAACACAAUUUACGACACUUUUUUAGAUUCGGAGUGUAGCGAGGGAUUUAAUGAUUUUAAUAUGAUAUGAUUUUGUGUCUGUAAUUUUUUAAAUUAGACAAAAAUCGUUAAAAAUUAAUAAAUCUUUUCCUAUUAUUGAGAAGUAGUUACGAAAAAGAUUUAAAUUAAUUUUAAAACUCAAAAUGGAAGUUGAUUCCCAGAUUUUACAAAAAAAUUUAUUUUUCUUAAUGAUAUUAAUAUUUGUAUUUGAUAUUUGUAAAUUUCAACAUUUUUUAAAUUUAGUAAAUAAUUGUAUCGUCGAAAUUUCGUUUCAAAAUAUAUAUAUUAAAUUACCAUUAAAAAAAAUUAUUUUAAAAGUUCAAAUUAACUAUUUUUAGUUUAAAAAAAUUAUACAUAAUUAUGGAAUAAUAAUUAACAAAUUUUAAACAUUAAACAAAAAAAAAAAAUAAAGGAUUUUUUAAAUAUCCGUGGAACACUAUAUAUAUACUAGUAUAUAUAUAGUGAUAUAUAUAUUCUAUAAAAUAGGCUAUCCAAUUUAGAUUGGUCGUUAGUAAGGUUAAGUUAAGUAAAGUCGUGUUGUCAAGUGUGUGCCACGACACGUUUCCGUCGACGUUUUUCGUUGUCGAUAGCAUAAAAUCGGUUCAAUUUUUUCGUUUGUCGUCUCUAUUUACGCAUCGAUUGGGGUCGUCGUGAACUAAUUCAUUACAUUUCGCGUUGAGAGGAUGGCAUAAACACAUGUGCUGUCUCCGACAAAAAACAACGCAACAUAGCAUAUUUUCGUUCAGCAUUAUUAAAAAUUCCAUAAAUAGAUAGAAUAUUACUAUUAAUAAUUUCUGGUGUCAACAUUUUCGGUUUCCGUCAACCCGUUAACGAGAUAUAUCACUUUUAACUUUAUUUAAGUAGGGGGCGAGCAGUAAAUAUUAUAAUUUCAGUCAAAAUUUGGUUUAAAAUUUCUCAAAAAAAAAAAAAAAAUAGUACAUUUCACUCUAUUUUAUUUCCCUAUUACCUACCCGACUUAGUUUUGCAAAAAAAAAAAAAAAAUUAGGACUUAGAUUUGAACUCGUGACUUCCGGGUCAACAAUAGGUACAUACUAUCUAUAGACUACGACAAAUAAUAUUUCAUAAUUUAAGAAUUGUUAUUUUAGACUUAUUAUUUCCUUUUCAGUGAGCGAUUGUGAAGAAUCUAAAAAAUUUACUGGAUCACAGAAAUACGGUACUUCUUUGAAUAAUAAAUAAUAACGAGAAAAAUUGUUUGACAAAAAAAUGUAUAUAAAAUGAAAGAGAACAUAUAUAUUUUCAACUAUUUGAAUCAUUCCACACAUAUAUUAUUAGUGUGACAAAUUUUGGCUGUGCCCCUUGAGAUCUUUCUUGUAUUCGGUGCGUCAUCUCAUGGCACUAUAAUAAAACACAUAAAUUAUUUCCUUGCCUCCUCAUUGAAAUUGAAUUAGAUGAUUUACUAAUUAUGAAAUGUAUCCUGUUCAAUACAGACUCUUUCCGGAAUAGUAAGUGAUAUACUAUAUACAGUUGUAUUUAUUAUUAUGACGUUAUAUUUGUACAGAUAUUUAAUUAUUAUUAUAAUGAGUUUUCUGUUGCAAUACAAACUUAGGUUUUACCUUUCCGAUUCUAAAUGUGUAUUAUGGAAUACAUAUUUUUUAUCAGAUGAUUUUUCUAAAAUUUAUUACGUAUCGUGAUUUGAACGAGAAGAUUCUGAGUUUUUCUACUUUUAAAAAUUAAAAUGAAAACUCGAUGUUAGUGUCAUUAUAGGAAAUUCUUUUUAUGGGAAGAAAAUGAAAAUAAAUGGAAAUUCUAAAAUACUUGUAUUUGUAUUAACGAAAGUUUAGGAACUUAAUUAUUCGACUCUUCACCGCUUGCAACACGUUAUCCUGGUAACGUUUUGGCGUUAAAUAAUGUAUACAGGGUAAUCGACAUAAAGUAGGACUUUAUUGUCUCAGAAAAUGUUAAAUAAGUUCGGUUUCUGUUUUUAGAACAUUUAAUAAUAUCAGUAGCUGUUAAUUUAUAUUUACAUUUCUAUUUUUUUGACGUCCUUCAAUUAGAGAGCAAAAAUUUCCAUCUGCAUUCAAUUUUCAGAAAAAAACCUGAAUAGAAAAUUACCAUAGUGUAUCGAAUGUAAAUUUAAGUAAAUUUUUGUUGUGACAUUUUUUAUUUUCAUUAACUAAUUGAUAAUAAAUUACAAUUUUUUACUUCGGAAAGUAGAGAUUAGUAUCGCAUUAUUUAUGUGGUGCAAAGUGCAAGGUGAGGUGAUAGUGUUUCCACACACUCCUUUGCUGUAACUUUUUUUUUUUAAACCGCCUGAAAGCUUUUAUUGUAACGAUCAAUAUAAAUCUUUAACAAUACAUUAUCAAAGGUGUACAUAAAUACUUGUGAUGUAUUUAUAUACAAAAAAUAAUAACACGUGUGGAAUCUCACUCCCAGUGAAGUGGCUCCGAUCUUAGUCUGAGAGUAUUAUACUAAAUUAUAUGGUCUUCGACGUUUGAGACGCCUAAUUUCUAGAGAGUUGUCUAGUAAUUGAAUUGCGGCUGGGUUAGUGUCUUUUUUCAUGUUUGCGGGUAAACUUGGUAAUCUCGUCCUGGAUGAAGUUGAUCAUCAUAUCUCGGUGGAUAAUGUCGUUUCUGUCAUACCGGUAAGCUGCGACAAUGGUACGGAGAGCGAUAUUCUGGCAACGUCGUAUAAUCUCAAUAUUGGACUUCCUGGCACAACCCCACAGUUGAAUUCCAUAAGUCCAUAUUGGUUUAAUUAUCAUUAUGUACAAGAGGCGUUUGCUUGUGAGAUCUAGUUCGGAACGUUAAGUACAGGAUUGGUCCAAGGAUUCUUUUAUGUGGUAUACUCGCCGAUAUGUUUUUCUAAUCAGUUAAUGCUUCUUCGUGAAUGACCCUGAAUUGACGUUCAGUCAGGUAUAGUAUUCGAAAAGUGCGUACCAUGUGUGUGGCAGCUGUUCACGUAUUUUUAUAAGUAAUGUUACAUUUCACUCUAUUUUAUUUUUUUAAACAAAAUGCAUUUUGUUUUUUCCCUAUUACCUACCCGACUUAGUUUUGCAAAAAAAAAAAAAUUGGAACUUGGAUUUGAACUUGUGACUUCCGGGUCAACAAUAGGUACAUACUAUCAAUAGACUAUGACAAAUAAUAUUUCAUAAUUUAAGAAUUGUUUUUUUAGACUUAUUAUUUCCUUUUCAGUAAGCAAUUGUGAAGAAUCUAGAAAAUUUAAUGGAUUACAGAAAAGCGGUACUCCUUUGAAUAAUAAAUAAUAACGAAAAAAAAUUGUUUGACAAAAAAAUGUAUAUAAAGUGAAAAAGAACAUAUAUAUAUAUUUUCAACUAUUUGAAUCAUCCCACACAUAUAUUAUUAGUGUGUCAAAUUUUGGUUGUGCCCCUUGAGAUCUUUCUUGUAUUCGGUGCGUCAUCUCAUGGCACUAUAAUAAAAUAAAUAAGUUAUAUCCUUGCCUUCUAUUUGAAAUUAAUGUAAAAGAUUUUCUAAUUAUGAAAUGUACCUUGUUUAAUAUAGCCUCUUCCCGAAAUAGUAAGUGAUAUACUAUAUACAGUUAUUAUGAUGUUAUAUUUGUACAUAUAUAUAAUUAUUAUUAUAAUGAGUUUCCUGUUUUAUGUUUCCUGUGAUUUAUGCACUUCAUAAAUAAUAAUGAGAAAAAUUGUUUGAUAAAAAAAUGUAUAUGGACUGAAAAAGAACAUAUAUGUUUUCAAUUAUUUGAAUCAUCCCACGCAUAUAUGAAUGUGUCAGUUUUUGGUGGUAUCCCUUGAAAUAUUUCUUGUAUUUAGUGUGUUAUGUCAUGGCAUUAUAAUAGAACACAUACGUUAUUUCCCUGCCUCCUAUAUGGAAUUAAAUUAGAUUAUUUACUAAUUUUGAAACGUAUUCUGUUCAAUAUAGCCUCUUUCGUGAAACGUAAGUGUUAUAUUAUAUACAGCUGUCUUUAUUAUUAUGACGUUUUAUUUGUACGGAUAUAUAAAUAAUAUUAUUAUGAGUUUCCUGUUGCUAUGCAAACGUAGGUUUUACAUAUGCGAUUUUAAAUGUGUAUUAUGUAAUGCAUAUUGUUUAUUAGAUGAUUUUUUUUGAAAUUAAUUAUGUAUUGUAUUCGUCAUUUGAAAAAAAAUAAUCAGUAUUGCAUAAAAAAAAAUAGUUAGAAGUAGAGAGUAAAGAGUAAGUUAGUACCAUCUCCACAGAAAAUAAUUCGGAGACUCCGGUGUAUUUAUGGCAAAAAACAUCAACUACGUUUUUUUAAGAAUUAAUCUGAGCUUAUCAGAUUUCAGAAGUUAGACCUCGCCAUUUACUUUUGUCAAACUGUUGUUUUUUAAAUUGUAUUCUGUAAAUGUUUACAGUUGUAUUUAUAUAUUAGAUAAUUAGGUUCAUGGUAUUUUGCCCUAAAGAAAUAGGAAUUAUUUAUGGAUAAUACAAUUUUUAUUUCAUAUUUUGAUAUAAAUAAUAAUUAGCAAUCUCGCAUUGUAUGCAGACCCAUAUUGUAUUAUGAAAAAAAAAUAUUUGUUUGUAAACUUUCAUAAUCCUAUAGGUAAAAUGGUGUAUUCUGUUUUCAAGAAAAUUGUACUAACCAAGAUUAUUGAACAUGACCUUGAACAUUCAACACAAAUUCAUUUCAGAAAUUAUUAACCUUACUAAAGAUAUCAAAAAUUACGUUGUAAACGUUCUAGCUAACAAUUUUUGUCAAUCAUGAAUUAUAGGCCUAAUUUUGGGUAACUUGUACGUUCUGGAGUUUUAAUAGUGUAAAUAGUGACAUGAAUAAAAAGUAAUUAAUACUUAGAUUAAAUGAAUUAUUAAAAGCCCACAUAUGCCGUACCAACCAUAAAUUUCGGAGAAAGUUUGGCCCACAAAACUGUCCCCAAUAUACGUCAUUUAGUGCAGAUGGAUGAUAAUAAUUCUUAAAAUUACCACAAAUAAAAGUUUUACUUUUGAGUCACCACAUUAAUGAAGUGAUUUCUCCACUUAUACAUUACUCAAUAGGAAUUUAAGGCAAAUAGCUAUGAAAUUGGAACUACUAUGAUCAAUAUACUGUUUACAGGAAUAUUGUUGAACCUAUCAUGUUCAAUUUCAAUAAAAUAUACAUUUUCGAGUAGUUUUAAUCCACCAAAGUACAGAAUUUUCGUGUAAAUAUGAUAACUAGAAACCGAGAUUUUAUUUUCUUAAAAUACACAAAAAAUCAUUUUAAAAACGUCAAAAAGUCAUGAAAAAAAUUACUUAAUAAAUAUAUAAAACUCAAAAAUAAUAGCAGGGUGUAAUAUUCCGCCCAUUUGAUGGAUUUAUAAUAUAAAUACAAUUUUCUUAUAUCAUAUAAAUGAUUAAUAAAAAGUAAUUUUUUUUUCUUAAUACGGACGAUUUAAUUUAAAAGAAAUUGUUUUGUGUUAAUCAUUAUCGUAUUGUUAGGAAAUUUAAUUUUAUAAAUUAAAGUCAAUAAAGAGGGAUUUAAAAAUCCUCUCUAUUAUUUAUUCUUAUUAAAUAUUUUUAAAUGCUUUUUUUUUAGUGAUUUUUGGUGUUCUGGGGCUUACCCUUUUUGUGGAUUAUAUAAAAAUAUAAAUCCUGCUUCUAAUGAUGACUAUGCGUGUAUUUCAUUUAUGCCAUAACUAAACAAAAAAUUCAAAAAAUCAUUUUGAUUAAUUUAAUCUAAUGGACUAAAAUAUAUCGAUUAGAUGCCUGGACUUGAGAAACUUUUCAUUUCCACUGUAGUAUAUUAUCAAGAAAUGUACUCCAACCUAAUGCAAUUUAGAUAAACCGUUGUGAUCUCUCUAUAUUCUCUUUGCCAUAAACUAUAAUUAUUUUAAAAGAAAAAAGAAAUACCAAAAAAACAAAACAUUUCUAUUAAUCUUUUGUAUACAUCAGGAAUGGUCAAUCGGUGGAUCGCUGAAGCUUUAACUGUUGUUUUGUUAGAAUUUAUUUUUAUAUAAAUACUAAAGAAAUUACAAUUGUUAAGAAUUUUUCUUAUUAGAUUAUUUUGAUACCAAUAAAUCAUAAAUCAUUUCAACAGUUUUUAUGCUGUUUAAUUAGUUAAGUCUUAAUUUAUUUAACUAUACAUUUUACUUUUUUAUAACACUAUUUUGUACCACAGGGCUUGGAAAAUCUUUUAAAGGAUGUAAGUUUUUUUUAAUGUUUUUAUACUUUCGUUAUGAAUUGAUGUUGACAUUUUUUAUUUAGAAUGCAAUUCUUGGUAGCAAUAUAUUUUGUCAUUUCAGUUGUUAGUUACUUUAAAAUUUAUUGGCCUUUUCAUGUUGCGUAACAUUUUAUUUUUAUGUUAAUUUUAUUAUUUUUUAAUAAUUUUGUGAUCGUUUGCCCAGUUUUUUUUUUUUUUUUUAUAUAAUUCAUUAACUCUUGUUUUUGAUUAAUUAUUUUAAAUUAUUAUAAUUUUAUUCGUAUAGUAUUUUACGUCCAAACAGCAAUAAAGCAUAAACCAAAAUAAUAUUAAAAAUAACAUAAAACAAAAUGGAUUGGAAUAUAAUCAAACAGGAUUAACUAGAAUUAAUUUUGUAUGUGGUCAAACAGUGCUAAGUUUAGAGGUAAACAUAAGAGAUAUCGUUAGCUCAGGGAAUUAUUGAUCUAUGUCUAUUGUCUAGGUCUUCGAUCGGAUGUAUGCCAUCUAGACUUAGAAAUAUGAGAUAUCUUUUGUUGUUUUAGAAUGUGUGGAUAGGGCAGGCUGGAAUCAUGUGGUUGAUUGUCAAACAGAUUGUUCCACAGUCACAGGAAAAUAUUAGCCACAGGCUACAACAUUUAUGGUAACCAUUUCUUGUUAUAAGCCUGUUUAAAGUCGACUAGUCUCUGCAAGGAAGGUGUUUAAACUUUAUUGUAGAUGUNUGUUUCGUUGUAUACCAAACUGGGUUUCGUGAUUUCAGUUUUUUUUUCGCCAGCUGUUUGCUAUUUCAUAGUGUAUGGGAAGAUUCGUAAUUAGUUUACAGUUUGAAAAUGCUUUGAUCAGAGCUUUAAUCAAAAAAUAAAAACAUUCCACAACCUGGAUAAAGUUAAUUUUAUCCACUUCAUGGAAAGGUCAAAAGCAUUUCAUGUAAUGUCAACAUCAUAAAAUGAGCGAUUUCUCUAAAUGGAUAAAAUAUAUAAAAAAAUAAUCUAUGUAUAAUUAUCGAUGAUAUUUAUAAACAUGUAUUUCAAUUUUUAUUUAUAGAUAGAUAGUAAUGAUAUUUAGUUGAAAUCUAAUAUUAUAAUUAACUAAUUUUUGUUUCUACUCUGUACAAUAUAGUAACCAGUGGAAAUUCAGGUAACGUCAGAUUAUAUACAAUAUUAUAACGAGAAUAAUUUUCAUGUGAUGGAGUUAAUUUUUAAUUCAAUACCCAGAUCCAAGUAUAAAAUAAAAUAAUCAUAAUGUAUAAAAAAGAAAUUUGACCGUCGGGGUUUGAAAACCAAUUUAAAAUAAAACCGAAAAAUAUAUAUUUACGAAAAUACGUUUUAACAGAAUUUAUUAAUACAAUUUUUAUUACAAAUUUAAAUACUAGCAACUUUAUUUUCACAAAAAUUUAGAAAAAAACAUUCAAAAUAAAAAAGGCAUUCAUAUUAUUAUAGUUGAUAUUUUGGUACUCCUGUAAACUCAGACAUUAUUUUUUUUACGUUUUGUUAAAGAACUCAACGUAAUAGUACUCGUAUAUUAGUAUAUAUACAUGUUACCGAUUCCUAUUUGAAAUGUAGUGUGAUAAUUUAUAAAUAUGUGUAUCUACUGGGUAUAAUAUUGUUGGUGGUGGUAGUAGGGGAACCUACGGCAAGACGUGAAAUAUGAUGGGACAGCGUAAUGCCUCCGUAACCAGUGAUAAUAGUGAUUUGAAUAAAACCUCAUUGCUAAAGAAAUUAGAAAUUGUAUUCGAAAUAAUCCAAUGGAGUCUUUGAAUUAUUUCAUAUUCGCUAGAAGAUUUCUGAGAUGACCGACUGAUAUAACAUUAUUUCAUUAUUAAAUUGUUCAUUUCACAGUCAGAGCCACAUUUAACUGAAGGCAAUUACCCCGGACGUCAAUUUUAUUAUGUUUGAGAGGCGACAGAUUUCAGUCAAUAGUAGUUUUUUGGGAUUUUGAUUUAAAUAAAAUAUUGUGUGUAACGUGGUCGGGUGAUCAGUUAGAUAUAUGAUAUUCUUCUAUGGUUUUCUGGUCAUUAUGAAUAUAUUUAACCACACUUACAUUCACACAUACUUUCCGGUACUCGUGAAGAACUACUGUCUCUUAUAUACUUCACGUUGGCCAGCGGCCUUAUAAUAUAAUAUGCCCUAUCAGGAACAUAGUGUCUACUUAGCGGAUAUACUUAUUUUAUGUGUUGACUUAUAAUAAUGUAACAAUCGUUAUAAUUGAAUUUAUUACUUUUUUCAUUGUUGUUUUCGUAAAUUUACCCGUUCUUCCUACGUAUUUUUCUGUUUUGCUCAAUCAUUAAAAAAAAACUAUAAAUCAAAUCAAAAAAAUACAAUUUUGGUCACCAACAACAUUAAAAAUUCACCAAAAAGGCUUCUUGUUCUUAUUUAACAAAGCAAUAUCUGUGGUAUAAUACAUAAUCCGUACAAAAUUUAAAUUAUAAAAUCGUUGUGUCUUUAUUUGAAAAAAAAAUUGUAUAUUUCGUCUUUGUUGGUAUUUGCAGUUAUUAAGGAAAACUUUUUGCAUAAAAAAAAUACUUUUUUUGUUAGAACAGAAUUGAUCUCAUGUCAUUUUUUCAACUGGAGAAUGAGAUCUAAUAAAAAAAAUCGUAAAUCGUAUUUUCUUGUUACGACGGAGACAGAAAAUAAAAGAAACAAGUUUUUCGUUGAAACUUAAACUGACAAAGAAAUAUUGGAAGGAGUACAAAAGAUAAAAAUAAAUGUGAAGUAUUUUAUGUUUUUAUUGAUAGUCUAGGUAUGAAUCUGUUUUACAUUGAUAUUUAUAAUAUUUUUGAGUAAUAAUACAAUGAGUGAUAAAACCCAGUAAAAAUAUGUAUAUCAUAAAAAUUUAAACAACUUGUUCAUAGAACAAUUGUUAUCAUUUAAUAAUAUAUUAAAAUUGAAUAAGUCUUUUAAAAUGUUUCACUUAUUCUCCACUAUUUACAACAUUUCCAUUUGUAAAAAUAGAAUUGCGAAUAUUUUGUUAAGUAUAUGGCUCAUCGAAUGCAACUAGGGAACAAUCAUUUUCUGUAUUUAAAAUAAUAAUAAAUUAUUAAAGUUAGUAAAUGGAAAAUAUCAAUUAUAUCCGUAUUAUACAUAAUGGACGAACUUUUUAAAACAAAAAAGUUGAUUGAUCGGACAUUAUACAUAAAUUUGCAAUUUUGAAUUUGAGGAAAGAAUGUAUAUAUUUUGGAUACAAAUUUACUUGAAUUUAUUGUUUAUAGUUAUUUAUUAUAAUUAUUAAUUAAUUAAUGUGUAAAUACAUUUUUUUAAACAUUAAGCUUCGUAAAAAAUAAUAAGUAUGAAUUCAUUGCAGAUUUAGGUAGUUUUUAGUUCCUUUUUAAUGUUUUAAAAUUAUUAUUAAUAUUAGAAUAAUUAAUUACUAUUUAUCGAAUAAUAAUCAAAUGUUAGUGUUAAAUUUUUAAUUUUUUAACCCUUUUACGAAAUAUUCCACUGUUCAUUUUUUCAUUUUGUGGAUUAGAGUCUCCUCUCACUCAAUUAUUAUGCUUUACAAAUCCAUCUGCCGAAUCAAAAAUAUAGGUUGGUAUUUAAAAGAUCAAAAGAUGUUAUCAUUAUGAUAACAAAACAGUAUCAAUCAUGAAUAACUCUAGUAGUUUAUCUCUUGAUAUCAAUUAUAUUAUCAUUAAAUGAUAGAGCCUUUGUGCGUUUGAGGCUUAUGCAAUUAUUAAUAUAUUGAGUGCGAAAACCUGAUAGCCUGCAAGAAAGAGGAGUGGAAAAAAACUUGUCACGUGCGCAGUAGUGUUCUAUGCAGAACAUAAAAAUGUACACUAAUCCAAUUCAUGCAUGUGAAAAUCGCUGUCGGUAUAAUCGACAUAGACAAAUAUCAUAAAAUCUUCGUUAAAUUAUUGAACAAUUACAUUAUAAUAAUAUCAUUUUUAUAACAUAUUAAUAUUAUACGUAUUAUGUAUAUAUUUUUUAUAUUAGAUUAUAAGAUGUUANCCCUUUUACGAGAUAUUCCACUGUUAAUUAUUUCGUUUUGUGGAUAAGAGACUCCUCUCACUCAAUUAUUAUGCUUUACAUCUCCUUCUGUCGAAUCAAAAAUAUAGGUUGGUAUUUAAAAGAUCAGAAGAUGUUAUCAUUAUGAUAACAAAACAAUAUCAAUCAUGAAAAACUCUAUAAGUUUAUCUCUUGAUAUCAAUUAUAUUAUCAUUAAAUGAUAGAGCCUUUGUGCGUUUGAGGCUUAUACAAUUAUUAAUAUAUUGAGUGCGAAAACCUGAUAGCCUGCAAGAAAGAGGAAUGCAAACAAACUUGUCACGUGCCCAGUAGUGUUCUAUGUAAAACAUAAAAAUGUACACUAAUCCAAUGCAUUCAUGUGAAAAUCGUUGUCAGUAUAAUCGAUAUAGACAAAUAUCAUAAAAUUUUCGUUAAAUUAUUGAACUGUUACAUUAUAAUAAUAUCAUUUUUAUAACAUUUUAAUAAAAAUCUCGUAUUAUACGUAUUAUGUAUAUAUUUUUUAUAUUAGAUUAUAAGAUGUUAUAUUUCUUGUAUAUUUACAGAUGUCGAAAAUAUUAACGGUGAGAAUCAAUGAUAUUANUAAUCCAAUGCAUUCAUGUGAAAAUCGCUGUCGGUAUAAUCGACAUAGACAAAUAUCAUAAAAUCUUCGUUAAAUUAUUGAUCAAUUACAUUAUAAUAAUAUCAUUUUUAUAACAUAUUAAUGUUAUACGUAUUAUGUAUAUAUUUUUUAUAUUAGAUUAUAAGAUGUUAAAUUUCUUGUAUAUUUACAGAUGUCGAAAAUGUUAACGGUGAGAAUCAAUGAUAUUAAAUUUAAGUAACUGGUUUAGAUUAUAAUACUUUUAUUUCAUUAUUCCUUAUUAAAUAUGUAUUAUUCUUAUAAUACAGAAUGUGGAUUUACCAUUCCCUUGCAGUCCAUGAUCUAGACACACUCGUUUACUGUAAAUUAAAUAUAUUAUCCUGACUAUUUUUUAAAAAUAUAACAUUUAUCUAACAAUAAAUUGAAUGAUUAAAAAAUAUUUACGAAAAAAGUCGUUUUAAUAAAAGUGUCAACAUUUAUAUUACAGUGAAUUAGUGUCCUGUAGGCUACAGAUACUGAAAUUAAUGUAGUCCUAAUAUAAAUUAUUUUAACUGUUUUGUUCAUUAUUAUUUUGAAACGCUAAAAAUAUAUAUUUAUGUGUAAUUUUUUUUAGAGAUAUGUUUGAGUGAGUUAUUUUAUUUUAUUUUUAUAUAAUAUUCCUGUUGGUGGGGUUCAGAAAAUUCUCACGGUAUUUCUACCAGUCGUAAGAGGCAACAAAUAGUGUUACGUCAAGUCGACAGCUGGUGUAAUAUUUAUGUUCUAAAAAAGUUUUCGGUUAAUUGUCAUUCCUAAUUGCAUAGGGAUAGAAGUAAAAUUAGGUAUUGUAUUGCAAAAUGUUUGCAGAUGAUAUAACUUGAAUAAGAAAAAAUCUGGAACAAGUUAUCAAUAGACCUGAAGAACUGAGAGUAACAUUUGAAGGAACGAAUCUAAGAAUAAAUAAAAUUAAAACAGAUUAUAUGACAGCAUGAUUUUGGAAGAACAGGGCAAGUAAGCUAAAGUCAAUAGCCGAGGUUUAAAGUUUUAAGUAUCUUUUAACUCUAUACAAAAGAGCGGUGGUUUGACGAGGAGAUGAAACAUAGAAUUUUCAGGGACGGAUCUAUUGGGUCCCGGGUGCUCAAGCCACUCCUAGACAUAUUAUCACCCCAAUCGAUUUUUUUAUUAAUAAUAUUAAUAUUACGUAUACAAAAAUAUUUUGUAAAAACAUUAUAAUCAAUGUCGAGAAUAUUUAACUGAAUUAUAAUCAUUGCUGAUGAUAAUUAUUUGUUUAACAGGCGACAUAAAGAAUGAUUUAAAGAGUAAGUUGUAUACAAUUUUUAUCAAAAAUCUUCCUCCGAUAAAUAAAGUGUAACAUUUUUGAAAAAAAUUUCAUAUUGUUUCUUCAUUAAAAAGGUCAUCUUUUGAUAUACAAAACAUUUUUCAUAAUAAUUUGUAGAUUUCGGGAAAAACGUAGAAAUAAAUGGACAAAUAUUUACGGCUUAACGAUUUCAUGAUUUUAAGUUUGUGUAUUUUAUGAUUUUUACUUCUACUAUAGAUCUUAUUUCAUUUAAAAGAUGAGAGAAGAUCUCUUUUUCGAAUUUUAAAUCUAGAUGUUCAUGUUGAAAACCCAAUGGUUUUCAUAAUAAUAAGAAAUAUCGAAAGACGACGAAAAACGGUAAAACAAAUUUUACGGCCUGCAAUUUCAUUAUUUUCAAGUUGUGCAUAUGAAGUAUGUGUAUUCUACCAGAUUUCUACCAGUAUUCUUCCAAAAAAAAAAAAAAAAUAAAAGUUUUUUUUGUAUUUUUAAUCUAGUUGGUGAGAUAUAAAGGCAUUUUUUGAUUUUAUCUAUAAUUUUAUAAAUAAUAAGGAAAAACCAGAAAAAUGGAAACCAACAUUUUUUUUGAUUUUCGUGUAGUUUUCUUAAUAAUUGGGUGAAACCGGAAAAAAAUCAGAAAGAACUAGAAAAUUUAAAAAAAUAUUGAUCCGUUAUUUAUUUAUUAUAACUCAAUUUAAAAUAUUCUUAAAAACAUGCAAUUUUGUUAUGAAACCUAUAUUUGACUUCUCUAAACGUUUUAAUUUGUUCAAAACAUGUUUGAGAUUUCUUAACUGUUCAAAAACAUUUUGUGUUUUUCAAUUUUUCACAUAGUUUUUAUUUAGUACGUGGACCUAAUUAUAUGACCGAUAGAAAUGCUUUAAAAUUGAACAGGCGAUUUAUUAUAAAUUGUACUAAGUAAUAAUAAAAAAAAAGUUAAGUGCAAUGUAGUCAUUUUAGAAUUCUAAGUGGAGUGAGGAUUAUAUUUGUUUUACAAUGAUAUUUAUUAUUAUAAUUAUUAUGUUUUUUCUUUGAACUACUUUUCUACCAAAAAUAUUGCUCUGAUUUUCAAGUAUAGCGAUUUUUCUGAAAAUAAAUCUGACUAGGUUGUCACUUUAAUGAUGUCAUUUUCACAUGUGUUUAAUUAAUGAUUGGAAACAACCGGGAAAAAAUGUAGGAAAACCGGAAAAAUGUUUGCAGUGUAUUAUAUUUUCAAAUUUUUGUUAUUUCUUUUCUUUUGUUUUGGCUUAGUUCAAAAUUUUUGUAGAGACUUGAUAUUCGGGCAGUAAACUUACAUUUGUCUUUUAUUGACGUGGUAAAAUUUCAAAUCAUUUUGGCCUUUUCUAAGCUAUUUAUAGACAGAUUCAUUGUGUAAAAUUUUUAUUCGGUGGAUACUCUAGCUCUGGAUAAAAUGGUUAAACCAAAUAAAAAUGUUUGAAAAACUAACAAGAUGCUCAUUAUAAUUCGUAAUUUGUGUUAAAAAAAUGAAUCUAUGUCAUGUAGAAUUUUUUUUUAAAUCUUAAUUUUUAUAUCAAAUCUUGAUGAAAUUCACCUUACAAAGCAACACAAUGGUUCAUAAUUACUUUCAGGUAUAUAUUAAGUAAUUUACGUAUAUCUUACAAUUUCAACGUAAUUUACCUAAUAGAUAAACUAUUAAUAACCUUAACAUCAUCAAUUUGCGUUAUCGCAUCGACUGGUUUGUUUUUAUCCACUCUUACUUGUGUCUCGUCUUCUGUACGUCAAUUUUAGUAAAUUGGUCUACAUCCCUGUAUAGGUGUUUUCACUCAACUUUGUUUACUCUGUGAAAUUUCCUGAUGCGAUUGGUAAAGGAUACUCGGCGGUUAAGUGCCGAAGUCCGAUGGCCAAUAGUCAUCAAUUCUCUGUGGACAAUCAUCGAUGGGUUAUUUUAUGUAUCCGGAUGCCAAUAGCCGCUGCGUCAUGCGCGCAAUUCACAUAGUCUUUCAAUGUGUAUUGGUUUGCGUUUUAUUUAUACCAUAUAUUAGUAAUAAUCAGGGUUAUUGUUUAUUGAAUAUAGUUUAUAAUUAUCAAGACAUGAUAACCUUGUUCAAUUCACCAAAUGUGUACCUAUGUAAUAUAAUGUAAUUCAAUUUAAUUAGAAAAAAAAUCACUGUAAAACAAGGUAAAAAUAAUUAAAACGUUUAAUGUAGUUUAUUUCGUAUCUCGUUAGUGCCCAGCAUUAAAAAGUUGCGAUAUAAUUUGUGGUGCUAAAUAAAAUUUUCGAUUUACUUGGCGAGAGUAAAAUUUUACUUAGCACCAUAAAUUAUAACACUAUUUUAUGAUGCUGAACAUUUACGAGAUAUUUACAUUUUAACUGAUAACUACAUCAAAUGGUAUUUUACACGUAGCUGUUGAAGUAUUUUUGUUGUAAUUAUAAUUAUAUUCACCUAUUAUACUAGUCUAGUGUUCUUUUUUUUCAACCAUUGAUGUAACGAAUUUUUUAUUUCAUUUGUAUUGUUAGUUAAAUAUAUGAUUAAUUAUGUGAAAUAGAUUGUAAAGAUGCCAAAAGUUGUGCCGAAAAAAUGUUUUACACCGUUAAAGGUCAGUGUACUUUAUUAGAAAAUUAAGCAUUUAGUUAUUAAAUCAAUUAAAGGUGGCAUAAGAAGAAAUGUUGACCUGGGUAUUCUUAUUAUGACCAACCCAUACAAUUCCUCCAUUCCAGUUUAGUUAUCAAAACCUAAAUCAUAUUCUUAAACAUUGACAUGAUCGUUCACGAGAUUUAUCACUAAUAUUUAAAACUUGUAUUAAUAACUCAUAACGUGGGUACAGGUCGUUUAAAAGCUAUUCGACAACCAACUGCUCAUGAAUCAGUUUUCGAAUUCAAAUUCGACCAAUUUAUUUUUUAUUUUUUUCAUAGUGUAAGUUAUUUUAAAUCAAAAAUUGAUUCUAAGAAUCCAUCAUGUCACGAUCAUUGUAGUCACCACAUGACGGUAAUCGUUAAGUGGCAACCCAACAAUCAUCCGAAACCUGGAAACCUACGAUGAGUUUCUAAUCAUAAAAUCGUUCAAACAUAUGGUGCUAGUAUUUUGUCGUUUUCUAUCAACUUACAAUAGUGCACUAUAAUAACAUGAUCAAUUUGUUAUAAAAUAUUUAACAAAUUAAUAAAAAUAUAUAUUAAUAUAUAUAUAUAUAUAUAAUAGGUAUAUACCUAUAUGAUAAUAGUAAAAUUCAAUUCUAAGUACUUAAUUUCAAUAAAAAAACAAAUGCACUAAAAAUAUAAAUUAAGUAUGAAUAUUCAAUUUAAUUAUUUUAAAUUAACUUUAAAAAGUACAAUUAAAAAAAAAAAAAAAACAAAAUUGUAUUUUAUUAUUUUAUUUAUCACUAGCUAACCCGGCAAAACAUUGCUAUUGCUAGAUAAUAGUGCAAAUAAUAAUAAUAACAGUUUUCUUGUUUGUGACAAUUAAAUUGGCAUCCUUGUCGUCAAGGUAACCUAUGAAUAAACAAAAAUAAAUAAAUAAUCAAUUAGAUACUCUUAGCAAAAUUUCCGAAAAACCAAGCUAUUGUAACUUUCACAGGGAUCUCCAAUUUUUUUCAAAAUAAAAUACAGCAUAUUAUGUUACUCACUGAUAAUGUAGCUUUUCGUAGCAGAAAGAAGUUUUAAAAUCGGUCGAGAAGUUUUUGAGCUUAUUCAUUACAAACAUACAAAGACAUUUUUUCUCUUUAUAAUAUUAUAGUAUAGAUUAAAUAGCUACCAGGUCAAUUAUGUUAUAAAACUAAUAUUCAAAACAAAAUAUAAAUGAAACUUAAAUUUAUUUUACUUUUUUUUUAUAAAUUUUAUAUUAUUAUCGUUUAUUUAGAUUUUGAGGGAUUACAAUGUAAGUAUUUUAAUUAUGAUAGAUACUAUUUUGUAUAUUUAGUUAUUAUAAAGGUAUAUUUUUGAAAAGCUUCAUGAAAAGGUAAUAUUUAUUUUAAACAAAAAUAUCAUUGCGGUUCUAUUUUACUCCUCAAGUUAUAAACUUCAAUAGUAUGAUCUAAAUCAGUAUAAAUUGUUUAUAUCUCUGAGAAUAUAAAUUAUCUGUGCAUUAUUAUUUUUUUUUUUCUAGUAUAUACAAAAACAUAUGUAUUAUAUCUUUAUAGAGAAAUAGCGAUAAGUAAGUUGUUGUGUAAUCACUUAUCACGAAAUAUUUAAAUUAUAAUUUUAAUUCAUUUAUCGAUCUUUUAUAAUUUUAGAUAGGUACUAUUCUUACCGAAGUCGUACAUAUUUAUUUAUUUUAAAAAUUAUGUUUUUUUCCCACCUUCUCGGAAAAAUGUCUGUAAAAUUAACGUUUUACAGGUCAUGGAUUUAUGAUACUUAAAAUUAUAAAGUAACUGUUUAAGAGUCCUUGUUUUGAGAAAUACCUGUUGAAAAAUGACUCUCAAAUGCUUAACUACUAUAAUAAUUUAUUUUGCUAAAAACGAUCCUCCCAUUUUAUAUUACUCUGUGAUACUCAAAUAUUAAUAAUUAGAAAAAACUGAAAACAAAUAUUAAUACAUUUAUGAUAUUAAGAUUAUAUUAUUUUAAAUUUUUAUGCAAUCCAUUUCUUAUAAAUAUUUAUCCAAUUUAAAAAUAACAAGAGGUCUUUUUUGUUGAAAUUUUAAUCUAGUUGGUAACCAAUAAAAUCGUUUUUUGAUUUUUUUUGUAGUUUUUAAAUAAUUAAACAAAUCUGAAAAUUACACGGAAAGUAUUGGAAAACUAACGAAAAUAAUUCUUUUAUUUUUUUUAAUUUAGUUUAACAUAGUCUUAGAGUCUUGGAAUUAAGACAGAAAAUUUAUUUAUAGAAAUUUAAAUUUUGCAAGUUUUUACGUAAUUUUUAUUUGGAAGGUAUUUGUGAAUAAAAUUGUUAGUCUAAAGAGAAAUGCUUGGCAAUAUUACAGGAGAUUCAUUUUAAGUUGUACGUAAAAGUCAAAAAUAAACUUAAGUGUAAUGUAAUAUUUUUAUAUUUUUUUUAAAAGAGUUUUAAAAUCAAUUUUUGACGAAAAUCACACCUUUCACAACAUGUAUAACCGAACUUCACUCAGAGUCGUUUUUCUUUAGCAAUGAUUAAUCAUAGGUUGAUGUACAUAAUAAUUAAAUAGAUUUAUGUAUACCAUCUUCCAUUAUACUCAUUUUUUUAGCAACUUUUUAUUUCCUUUGUUUGUAGAAUAUAAAGAUUAUUUAAUAACUCCAAACGAAUAUUGCAAAAUCGUUUUCGGUUCGUAAAAAUAUAUUGACAUUUUUCAGUUUUAUUGUAUUAUAUUUUUGUUUUUAAAAAAAAUGUAAAUUAAUGUUUAUUUAUAUAGAAGACGAUAGCGAUCGGAACAAAAUAAAAGAUGAAAUAGAAAUGUAUAAAAGUAAGAUUUAAAACUGAAUUUUGUAACCUGUGGCUGUAAUGACAUUCGUAAUAUGUUUAGUCUGAUUACUUGCAACCUACUAGCCCUAUGCGGCUGUACGAAAAAAAUUAGGCUGAUCAACGGCGUUUAAUUUGAUCGAAUGAUCAAGGGCAACUACAAGGGGGAAAAAUGGACAACCUAGCUCCCUAGCUUUCCAGAAAGUUACAACGAUUAUAUCUAAAUUCAAUAUCUUAAAAUUCCAAAAUUCAUUAUUGGUACUAAAGUAUAUUGAUAUUUAUCAAUACAGCUUGAUUGUUACCUAGUCGUUGGGUUAAUUUUUAUCACACUAUUUAAUAUAUGCUCAAUGAUUUAAAGUUGGUACCAACAACUCGUACUACAGCUGACAUGCACAUGACUUGCGGAUUUUUUUUGUGGACAACUACUUGAGGUUAUCUAAUGUAAGGGAAUCGUUUAUCUGGAUUAUGUAUAUUAAGUUUACAUAGGAAAAAAGUCGAAGAACUUAAUUUAGCAGAAAAAGUUGUUGAUGAACUUAGGAAAAAUAAAAUAAAAUUAAAACUUGUGUUUAAUUAGUUACUAUAAGUAUAAAAUCUAAUAUUAUAUUAUAUUACUUUUAAACUUUUAUAGAAAUACACAUAGGAAUACACUAAUAAAAGUGUUUGAUUAUUAAUAUAAACUAAGGCUGCUCCCAACCCCCUUCUGAAUUUUCUCUUUCAGGUGCCCUCGUGAAUGAUAAACUAUUGUUAGGCAGUGACGACAGCAUCUGUUGUAAUUUAUAAAAGCGAAAAAUAUUAUUAUUAUUAUAGCUAGGAUUUAUAUGCAAUCUAAUAUGGAUUCUAUUUAUUAAAAUAUGCGAAAAAAAUAGUAAAACAAUUUUUUUAUUUUUUUCAAACUUAUAUUUUAAGUAAAAAUGAUUGUAAGUACCUAUACAGCAAUACAAUUCAAGAUGAUGAAAAACAUCCUCUGCUGUCGGUAUAUUGGAAUGUUUGAUAUUGUUAGUACUAUUGGGCUGUCUCACAAUUACGUCGUUAAAUAAUAUGUAGUUAAUCCAAUCUACUAUUUAUGACAAUACGAAAAAUAAAACAAUAUUCAUAUAACCGUCCAAUAAAUAAAUACUAUUUAAAAUUCUUAAAAUUUUCAAAAAUCUAAAUAUGCAAUUAUGUUAAAAAUAUGGGAAAAAAAUUGUUCUAUUUAAUUAAGAAUAAGCCAAAUUGUGAGCACAUCUGACAACCAAGCAAUUGAGGCUAAUGGAAAAAAUCAUACAAUUGCAUAGAAAUCCUAGGCCUAAUUAUUAGGAUUCACUGCGCUUGGAAACAUAGUUGCACCGUGAUUUUAAAAUAUUCUACAACAAAAUCGUCACGGCGUAGCGAACAUGUAAGGAAAUUGAUAGUAAUUUGAUAAUAACUUAGAAUACUCAUUAUUAAUGAUGUAUGAUUAGUACUAACAUAGUAUAUAAAAAAAGAAAUAUUCCAAGAGGGAUAAGGGUCAAAACACUUAGACCUUCUCACAUGUGACCUUUUAAUUAUUUGUUAUAAACGAGCACAUAUUUUUUUAUUAUAGAAUGCAUUCAUAAAAAUAAAGCAUAUGGAUUUUGGCGUAAGUAAUAGGCAUGAACCUAUAAAAUAUAAUUUAUAUUUAAUUAUAAUUUGAGAUCAAGGUAAUAAUUGAAAGGCCACGAAUAUUAUCUGGCAGUAUGUUACCACUGAUAUUACAUGCAUACUUUCAGGAAAUAUAUUUUAGGGAUAUCAACUUUUAUUUAAUUCAAUAACGUAUGAAUAAAAAUAUCAAAUUAAUAAUAUUUUUAUUUUAUAGAUAAGUACGCUCAUAGGACUGUGGUACAAGCUUUUUUUUUGUCAAGUAUGUAGAUUAAACUUAAUUAUUUGUUUACAUUAUCGGUAAAUACUAAUACUAUAUCUACUGAAAUUUAUUUAUAUAUUUUUAAGUUUAAUAAAAAAAAAUCCAUAUACACAGUAUAGGUGAACUACUAUUGGUAAAAAUAUAGCAAGUUCAUAUGGCUUAUUAUUUGAAACAUAUUUAACAAAUUUAUAUAAAUGUAACCUCCAAAUCUUUUAUUUCCUCGGAAAACACUUUUUUGGUGAGGAAAAAUACUUCAAAUUGUUCAUAUCGUACCUUUAAAAAUCGUGACAUUUUUUCAUCAAAUUGGAAAUGGUAGUUAAUUUAAACAUUUUUCAAAAUUUCUAAGUCAUCCAAAUAAAAAAAAAAAAAAAUGGAAACCCUAAAAACAAAUGACAAUACACCGGAGUAUUAUUGUUGAUUUCUGUGUUAUAAAUAUAAGAGGAAACCACAACUAUUACUAUUAAUCCACACAACAGUUAAUUAAUUUGAAUGGUCAUCAUCGUUGCAUCAGUAUAUAAAUUUAUUUGGUAAUUACCCUAUAUCCUAUAUGCGGUACCAAUUUAACUAAACAACAGUAACCUAUACCUAUGGCGUGAACUUUUUUUCAAUUUUUAAUUAAUUAUACAAUUUAUCUGAUUACUCAUUUAUUGGACUUUUAUAGCAAUUUUGAAUUCACUUAAUUUUGAUAUACUUUCGUAACUUAUAUAGAAAAUGAACAAGAUGGCGUAAAAUUAGGUAAGUUCCUUUAAUAAUAUUAUUAUUAUGGUCGACUCUUUGCAUUUAAUUUGUACGUCAUAAUUUGAUGAAUAAGUGACAGUUGUUUAUAGGUAUUACAAAUGAAAAAAAAAUGUAUAUAAUAUUAAUGAAAUAAGUAUAUUAAUCAUUUAAUUUGAUUUAUCAGUUAAAUAAACGUGUUAUAAUAUUUUUUUAUUAUAGACGAAAAUUUUUUGGAUAUUGUAAAAUCUGUUAAAACUAGAUUCAUCACCGAUACUGAAGGUACCUACACGUAUAUUGUUAUUUUUUUAGAAAUCCAUAUAAGUAAAUCCGUUCUAGUUUAGUAGAAAAGUAGUGCACAGUUUAAAAAAAAAAAAUAAUGAAUAAACAACUUUGUAAAACCAUAACCUUUUUUAUACUCCACUCAGAAUCUAAAAUCACUCUGUACAUUAAAUUCCAAUCCAUAUUCUACCUUCCAAACUUUCCACCUACAACAAUGGCUGCAAUCGUCCCCAUUAUUGGAUAGCUUUUUUUUUAAAUUAUGAGUGUAGUAUAGUACGUAUAACAGGUAGUAGUUUGUUUGAAAUCCAAUAAAUAUUUUCAAUAGUUUACCGGGUUUUAGGUACUUUUAUUCAAGUUUUGUUAGAUUCUGGUUUACCUUAGCAGGAAGGGUAGUAUUAUCACUACCACUGAUACUAUUACGCUCAGAAUGGUUUUUCAUUUGCAUUGAUUUAUUGUAUCAUACAGAAUUUAAGCUAAAUUAAUAGUGAUCUAUCCACAGAAUGUUUGACUAUUUCAAUUGUGUUCUUAACAAUUAGUUUGAAUCAAUUACAAUGUGUUCAAAUUAUUUGAGAAAAAUAGCAUUUUAUAUUAUUAUCUUUAAACUCUCAUCUAAAUAUAAAAUUUUAGUUUUUUUAAGGGAAAGCAAAGUUCAUAAUUUAGUGUAGGUUUCCGGUUUCCACCAUAAGUGGACCUUCCUUUUUUACACCAAAACCAUAUUAUUUAAUGCACCAUUGAUUCAAUAGGUAUAUUAUUUUAAUAUACAAUAUAUAGGUUAGAAAAUGUUAAAUUGUAUUUAUAAAAAUGUCAGGUUCAUGAUAAAAAAAAUCACCCUGUAUAGUUUCCUAGUUAAUAUGUUUUUAAUAAAAUUCUUAGAUAUAUUUUUCACAAAAUCGUAUCCGAAAUUUAAAACAACAUUUUGUUUUAAUAAAUAUGAUAUUUAGUAUAUUAUUUUAUUAAAUGCAAUAUUAUUGAAAGAUAAUUCCAAUUAUUCAAUUUUUGUUAUAAUUCGGACAUUUUUCUCCUUUAGUAGAAAUGGGUAAUAGUGGGGGAAAAAAAGGUCAACUUUUGUGGAAUCGUGCUACGCCCAUUUGAAUAUUUACUAACCUAACAUUAUAAUUUAAUUUUUAUAUUAUUCUAUUGUGUAUAAUAGUAAUGAAUUGGAAAGGAAAAAGAGGACCAACUGAAUUUUGUUCAGGUAAAAUUGAUUUGUAAUCGUAAAUUUAUACGAUUUCAUUAAUUUAUCUCUUUUAAUAAUAUUACUACCCGAACCAGCUUGUUUUUACUUGUAAUCAAUUUGUUUCUACCUAGCCCUAAAUAAAUACUAUGUUGCUAACCAUGUAAAUCUGGAUUCACAAGGUUUACAUGCCUACAAAGCACAAUAAAAUAUUAUCUGAACCAUAAUCUGGUCCAGGGAUCAAAUUUCUUAUUUGUAUGUGUUUUACAAGAAAACUGUGCAUACCUGAAAUAUUUCAUAUUGUUUAAAUUAAAUUUGAAAUAAUUCCUGAACAUUUUUAAGUUCAUUUAAAUUUUUAUUUGAAAAAAAAUUGCUUGGUUUAUUAAACAAUUUAGCUUUAUAAUCUAUAUAUCUAUCUAUCUAUCUAUCUAUAUAUAUAUAAAUAAAAAUAAAUAUAGUUAUACAUACAAAUAAAAUAAAUAAAUAAAUGAAUGCGCCGCCUGGAGUAUUAUGAAUAGGUGUAUUAUACAUCCGGUUUCGAAUUAUACACCUAUCAUAAUACUCCAGGCAACGCAUUCAUUCAUUUAUUUAUUUAUUUUAUUUGUAUAUAUACAUUUUUUAUUUAUAUAUUUUUUUUUUAUAUUUAUUUACUUUGUUUAUUAAUAACUAACAAAACAAAAUUACGAGCACCUAUGAUAAUUGAUAUUAUUUUAAUUUAAACAAUUCUAGCCAAGUGUAUCGGUAAGAACAUAGUAAUAUUAUACAAUCGAAAUUUUUAAGAGCAUAUUAUUUUAGAUUACAAUUUAUGAAGUUAUAUUUUGUGUUUACACGGUGAACUGUAUUAUACAGUAUUAUACUGUAUAAUAUACGGUAUACGGUAUACGGUGUACCUAUACGGGUGUACUUAAUCCAGUUUAAUUAUUAUUAAAAUAAAAUAAAUUUUAAUAUUUUACAUUAUUUUAUGUAUGUAUACAUGUAUUGUACAUAAAAGAAAUAUUAAUGAAUGCUAAUGGUGACAGACAAACCUUUAGUUAUAACCGAUACAGCACGUUUAGGCAUUAAAAUAAAAAUAUUGAUACCUUUUUUAUAGAAGUAUUUAAAAUAUAUACAUACAUAUACCAUCAGGGGCGUGUUUUCAAAUUUUUUGUGGGAGAAGAGUUUAAAAUUUUUCUAAAAAUGUAGUGAUUUUAUAAUAUUAUAAAAAAUACAUAUAUGACAUAAAUUAUAUUAUUAUAAAUACAAAUUAAGAGUUAUUUAUAAUAAAAAAGGUAAACGCCUUUUUUUUUGCCAGUUCAUCAAUAAUUUCUUAAAAUUACAAUUGCUUAAAAUUUAUUUUAAAACCAUUUUUAAUUUUUACCUCUACUACAUCAAUUGUAUAUUAUCUAAUUUUUAAUUUCCAAUUAAUAAUAAUAAUUAAUAACUCUUCCCCACUCCUCUGGUCUAAACUUUAAACAGUUAUAACUUAUAAUGAUUACGAUAAUGAUUAAUAUAAGUUUUACCAUUUCUGUAACUAUUUGUACUGCUGAACGAUCUUUCAACACGAUACGAAGAGUAAAAACAGCUGUGCUCAACUAUGACCGAUACGAGCUCGAUGCUUGAUUCAUGAUGAAUUUCCAAAAAAAUAGGAUAAAGAAGUUAUUUAGUGGCAGUUUUACGGUACAAUUUUUGAAAAAAAAUUAUAAUCUCAUUUAUUUUAUUUUUAAACAUUUUUUUUAAAUGUAAAAAAUUCUCCGAAAUCAUUCUGCAUAUAGUAUAUUAUUAACAGUUGACCCCCUCAUAAAAAACUUUCUGCGGGCGCCUGAUUAGAACCAGUAAAUGUUAGCCCCCUUUUUAAUAACGAAUGUACACAUACUUAGUUGAGUAUUGUUCAAAACCAACUCUCAGUAGUUACACCUAAAUAAAUUAUAACAUAGACUUCAGAAAUUGAAUAGCAAUAGUAGGUAAUUUAGAUCUUCAUAAAAUGUAACACAAUUAUUUGUAUACUUUAUUACAUACUUAAGUCACUUAAGCUACACCUAAGUUAAGUUCAAUCAAUAUUAUAUUAUUUAAUGAGUAUAGAGUAGGUAUACGUAUAAUAAUAUAUUAAAUCACAAUUUUUAUGUUCUAACAGAUCAAAUAUCAUAUGCUUUUAAUGGUAAGUUAUUUUACAAUUUCAUUUUUAUUUUAUGCUAAAGGUAGAAUAUUUUCUCCGAUAAUUGCAUUUGUCUACAGGAUUUUAUGUCUCUGAACAAACUUCCUGUGUUUCAUGGAAAUAUACUAACAUUUAAAUAUCUCCUGAGAUAAUAAAAAUAAUUAGUCUUUUAUUUUUAUUUUUUUAUUACUCACAGAGAUAAGGACUAAAAAUAUUUAUGUUUUAUUUUAUUUUAUAAUACCAUAUACGCUUGCAGAUUUUUAAUUAAUAUAUUCAGAGUAUCACCCGGAUUUUUUUUCUUAUUUCAUUUUGGCGCUUAUGUCUUCCGCCGUAAAAUAUAAUAAAAAAACUUCUCAAAAACACGAUUAAAGAUAUACUAGUUGCCCAACGGGCUAUGUCGUAAGGGAUAUUACAUAGCAAUUGAAAUUGCUUGAAAAUGAUGUUUAUUUUUUUUAUCUGUGAUCAACUUUUCUACUAGAAAACUUGCUCCAAUUUCCAAAUGUAGCACUCUUUCUGAAAGGACUGACUAGGAAGGUAUAUUUUAGGGAGGUUAUUUUUUGAUUUACCCAGAAGUUUUCUAAAUACAUUGGAAAAAUACGGGAAAAAACGAGAAAAUAAAUACAAUAUUAAGCAAUUAUUAACGCUAUUGUAAUUAUUUUAUUAUAAUGUGAUAUAUUGUAUAUUGUUGAAAACGUAACACUUUUAACCGGAUUCCACUCAGAAUAGUUUUUCGUUAGCAAUGGUUAAUCGUUGCAUACAGAUAUACAUUAAAUUUCCCCUCUACCUUCCCCAUCGCCACAGCUAAAAACAGUGGCCCACCCACGUAUGAAGUAUGUCCGUUUUUGUUCUCUGAACUAUGAAAAAUGAUUGAAAAUCGCAAAUUUGAUGAAAUAAAAAGUUGAAAUGUCAAAAUGUUCAGAAGAUAAAACUCUAUAAAAUUACUCUAUUAAAUUUUUUAACAAAACAUAAAAAUUGUAUUCAAAUAUGAAUGUUUAUAUUGUUCAUCUCCAUAAAUUAUUUAAAAAAAUUACCUAUUUUAAAUCUAUACUUCAGAGAAAUUUUUUUUUUGUAGAUUGUAAAAGUUUCAAAGAAUGUGCCAUUUUUGCAUACAGAUAUCUAAGUAAGUAUUUUAAAUAUUUAACACGUGACCACGUGACUAAAGAUUACUUUUUGGGUCUAACAUAUUUUUUUAAUAAUUAUCGUUUCAAGGUCCCAACACCACAAAAUUUAAUUUAAAAUUUCCACUUUUAGGCUAGGAAUUCUGUAAUAUAGAAAUAUAUAGUUUUUUUUAGAUUACAAACAUUACAACAAAUUUCAAACUGAUUAAUUUGAAUUACAUUGAAAUGAUUUUAUUAUAGUAAAAAAAGAGCUGAAGUGUAAGUUAAUUUGCGUAAUGUUAUAUGUUAAACAGAAUUUAAUUAUGUCUAAUAAAUAAUGGUGUAUAAAACUUGAUUGAAAUCCAGCUAUAUUAAUAAUAAUUAAGUAAAAAUUAUUUAUUAAUUUGUAUAUAAUUAAAUAUUAGGAGUGGGGAAAGUGACUUUCCCAUUGCCUAGGUUUACUGUUACCUGUAAGGAGCAGAAUAUGCAAUAGCUAUCACCUAACCUAAACUAACUUAACCGAACCUCCAAUCUUAACUGAUUGGAGGGGAUUUGGUUUUCCAUGUUGGGGGUUUUUCAACGGGCUAACAACCCACCACAGUAAAAACUCAAACGUUAAGACCACAAAUAUUCUGCCUCAGAAUAAUCGAUCACAAGAUUCAAGACUGGAAAUUUGAAAAUUAGCUUUACGUUUUGGCAUCUAGCCAUGUAUGUUGGCCUUUUUAUUUUAACUAGACAUUGUCGAUUCACUAAAUUUUGUGUCAUUUUCGUUCUAUCGACGUAAAAUAUCAUCUUUAUUCCUCAAAACUUCAGCAACUUGCGUUUCAGCGAUGUCAAUAUCAGCAAGUUUACAAAUAGACAAACAAAGGUUGACAAACAAUUAUUAAAAUGUUACCCCUAAUAAGGGAUGACUGGGUAUCACAACAUACUAAUAAUGGUGGAGUAAUAUCAGAAUCUUAUAAUUUUAAAUAAUAGAUACAUUAUUAUUAUACGACUAAAACGUCACUAUGCGCUUUUUGAAAUCAUUAAUACUCAAUCUUUUCGUCAAAGAAAAUUUCAAUGAACAUUUUUCAACUUCACACAAUAUGUAAUGUGACGUUGAAAAAUUUAAGUGUAUUGUGCACCUAAUUAUUCUGAAUAAUAUUAUUUAUAAAUUAAAAUAUAUCUUUUUGCAAUAAAACAUUGUUAUUUUUAACUUUUAUAAACGGCAAUUGCAUUGAAAAUUAAAAUCGUCAUUUUAAUUUUUAGUCUUUGCACUACAAUACAUGAAGUAUCUUUAUGAAAACAUUGAAAUCGGUAAGUAUUUACAUUAUUUAACACAAAUUAAAAUUAUACCUUUAAUAUAAUAUACAAUAAUACCUACUUGAAUAAUCUCUCUUUUUAAUUAUUAAGGAAAAUAUUCGAUAAAAUAUGACUUAAACGACCUAACAAAAAAGGGAAAAAUAUCAACAAUUGAAGAAUCUAUUGUGAUGACUCCAAAAUCUUUUUGUAUUGUCAUAGCAGGUUUGUUAAAGUUAAAUUAAGUUUAUUGAAAGUUAUCAAAUUUAUAAUAAAUCGAAAAAUAAUUAAAUUAAAAAUAAUUUUUAUUUUACAUUCUGAGUGUAAUGACAAAGUAGUUAUUUUUUUAAGAUGUUUUUUUUUCCGAACACAUUUUCUUACUCAAUAAAAAUACCUUUCGUAAAUUAAAACAUGUGAAUUUGUUGGCCAGUAAAACUGAAUAUCAAAAAAUUAUUUUGGAUUUCCAAUAGUAUCUCCAAAAAUAUAACAAUUUCAAAAAGAAACGAUGCACAUAUUUUGUUUUCGUUUAUUUCUGUGUUCCAUUAGUUCAAUAAAAGGAAAAACAAAACUAUGACUAUAACCGUAUAACUGGUAUUUUACCAGUUUACCAAAUUCCGUUCAGAAUUGAUGUGUAUUUUUUAAUUAUGAUUUGUUGUUGCUUUCAGUGUGUAAACUGAAUAAACCUAAAUUUCUUACCUAUAUAUAAAUUAAUUCCUACUUAUAUAAAAUUGCUUCGAUCAAUUAUCUAUAGAAACAUUAUUCUUUCAUUUAUAUAAUAGAUUCUGUAUAUUUCUAUAGAUGAAUUAUGGUCAACCAUAGUGAUUGACAUCGUUCAAUGGUCAACACGUGCUAAAGGUAAAAUUUUUAAUUAGGUUUUUGACAGAAUGAUUUUAUAAGUCUAUUAAUCGUCAUCACUAUUAUUUAAAUACUCGGAAAUUAACCUAAUUUAACUGUUAAACAUAUAUAUUUAUGUAGGUACAUUGGAUAUAAUCUUUUACGUGUUACUUUAGGGAAUUCCUAUAGAUGUUCCUCCCGGAACAAACUUAGCUUAAAUUCGGGAAAUAGAGUUGUUUUAUAUGCAAACAGAAGUGAUGAAUAGAUUAAAUUAAAUUAUAUCGUUUCGGGAAGGUAUUUUAUUUAUCUUAAAACACCUCUAAUGACUCCCCCCCCCUCCCCCAAUGAAGCCAAGGUUAUGCGUUGUAUCAGGAAUUUGUUUUAUAUUUUGGGAAAUUCAAAACUCAACUCCCAUGGUCUCUCCCCUACUAUUUGUUUACUAAAAAAAAUCACAAUUUCCUUGAAAGUAUUAUAGUUCUAGUAUAGUUUAAUAUAGUAUUGUAUUAAGUAUUAUAGCAUUUGGUUAUUUAUAGCUUAUCAAAGUGGUGCCGAUGAUUGACAAUCAUAUUUUUUUUUAACAGUUCUGAUAUAAUCAUGAACCAAGAUUAUAAUUAUGAACUAGAUACGAUACAAGAUGGUUGGGUAGUUUUAAAAUCGUCAAAUCGUCUUAGUUCAUGAUUGUAAUAUACAAUUUAACGGAGUACAUGUUCGGUGGAGUCCAUUAUUCAUUGAAAUAAACUCUAAUAAUAUUAACAAUUAUUAUUAUUAAUUAAUUUAUUUAUUUAUUAAUUAUUUAAUAUUGUAUCCUACGAGCCAAGGUACUUGUAUGUCUAUUCCACUAAUGCGUAUUUAGCAUAUUAUACGUAUUCAGCAUUUCAGCAUCGUGCCGUGAGGUGCCGAUUAAAUAAAUUUUUUUGAUCAACAUCGUACCCUUCUGUUUUAGGUCGAUUCACUUUCCAGCCAAAUCGAAAUUUCAAUAGUUACUUUAUGUCAUAUACUAGUUUUGUUGAAAAUUAUUAAAAAUAUAAGUUGUUUAAAAAUUAUAUAAUAAUAAUAUAUUUUAAACAAUAUAUAUUAGUUUUGUGAAUAAUUAUUUAACUAGUAGCUGAUCAGGACGAUCAGCAAAAACAUUAAAAAAAUAUUAUUAUAUUUUAGAAAAAUCAAUCUAAAGUGUGGUGCAACUGUUUUCAUGACUACAAAACCGAAGCAAUUUAGUCAAUCAUUAUUAAGCUGAUAUACAUUUGAAUGAAAAUUAAACUUUUUUAAUUUCUUUAAUUUAACUUUUUAACUUCUUUAAUUUUGAUUGAAAAGUCGAUCGACCGAAGAAGGAGGUAUACGAAGGGGAUUAUUAAUUCCGCCGCCUACACAUUUUUACCUGCAGUUAUCUUUUUUCCUUCUUAACCUUAUUAAAAUUACAAUAACGUAUUUUUGACUAAAUUAUGUAACUAAUAAUUAUUAUUCUAGUAUAGGAACAUUAAUAAAAAAAUGUAUGAUAUAAAAGCUAUUCAGUUAAUAAAUAUUUAAAAUUAUGUGUUAUAUUUUUUAUUUUUUAUGUUUUUUUUGUGGGGUUUGGAUGUCAACUUUUUAAAUUCAAAUGAGAACCUGUUUCCAAAAUUCCAUAAAUAAAUGGAGUGUUACAGUAAAUACAUUUUGGUGUUAAUAUUUUUGAUUACUAUCAACGCUUUGAAGAAGCGUUUCACUCUUUACUUUUGAUAGGGAGAGAGUUGGAUAGUUGGAACAAUAUGCACUUCUGUGAUAUCACGGCAGGUUUAUGUGAUAAACACCACAUAAUUAUUAUAAAAAAUGUUCAUCAUAUUGCGCACUAUUUAAUUUAUUACCUGAUAAUCUGAUCCAUCAAGAAUCAAUCUGACUAGUAUUUUGAUGAGGAACAUUGAAAUUUAUUGGAUUGUUUAUCUGAUUGAUAAUUUGGUAUUUGGUAACUGAUAUUGGGAUUGCCAAGAAACACACAUUAUUUGUAAAUUAUAGGUAUUUGUAAUAUAAUUUGGUAAGUUAAUAUUUUCCUCGUAAAUUUGAAAUAUCAGUUAAAUUAUCUGUUAUAUUAUACGUAUACUUGAGUAAUAAUUUCCAAAAAUAUUACUUAAAAAUUAAGUUAAAUAUAAGUGUAUUUUUUUAUAAAUUAAAAUAAACCUAACCUACGUUAAGUACUAUAAAUUAUAAUAGGUAUCCAAAAGUCGAUGGUAAAGUGGCGAAUUCAAAAAUGCCCUCAGUUCUUUUGUUGCUUGUCUACUUUUGCCCAUUAUUAAUAAUAUGCAAUAAAAUUUAUCGGCCUAAUCAAAUAAUAGUAAUUAAAAAUCAAAUAAGACAAAAACUUAAAUUAUUUGUAAAUUAUCAACUAACUUUCAAACAGAUCAAAUAUUAAAAAAUAUUUUCAAAACAAUAAAUUAUAAAUACAUUAAUAAUAUUAGAUUUAUAUUAACAUUUUGUUCAGUUGUUAAGAAAAUAAUUAAUAACAAAUCUAUGAAGGUAUAUUCAUACAUAACACAAUAAAUGAUACACAGAAUAUUUCACAAAUGAGUGAUAUUAUCUCCGGAGAUAAUACAAAUAAUCAAAUUAUAGUUUUUUUUUACAUAUUAUGAUUACAUUGUGAUUAGGACUACAAAUAUUUAUACUGCAAUUCAUUUUUAUACUUUGGUAAACAAUUUAAAAAAUAACUUUUUAUUUCAUUGUUAUUGAAAAAUUUUAAAAUGAGCCAUUUUAUAAACUUUAUUCUUCAGAAAAUAUUGAUUCAUCAAUUUUUUAUUUUCAUAAAAUUUGUGAUUUUUAAUAAUUUUUUAAAUUUCAGAGAAAAGAAGUGUACUGUAAAUAAAUCGUAAUAAUAAUAAUCAAAUAGAGAAUGCAAUUACAGAUUGCUGCAUAAUUAUCAGUAUUUUUCUCUGAACUUUAAAAAAUUAUUCAAAAUCACCUUUUAAUGAAAAUAAAAAGUUUACACAUCAACAUUUUUUAACAAAUAAUUUCUAUACAAUUUUUUUUUUUAAAAUUUACAAAAAUAAUAAAAUGAAAAGUUAUUUAUUUAAGUUUUUAAUUGAAGCAUAAUAAAUUGAUAGUAAUAUGAACAUGUAUAGUCCUUUUUUCUGUGAAUAGUAAAAAAAAAGAAAAAAAGAAAAUUUGAUUAUAUUUAUUGUCUCUGGAAAUAUUGUAAUGGAUAUAUCUUCGUUGGACAUUAUGUCUACAAAAUAUUUCUAUUUAUAAUUGAAUAAUUUAAAUUUAAUUUCCCGGUAUUAUAGCUAUAUUUUAUUGCACAUGAUUUUUUCACAAACAUUUUACAAUGACAUCAAAUUAUAAUAUUAUGCUAAAAGUCGAUCAUUGCCAUGGAUACUUGGCAUAUUGUGUUCUAACACAGACCGAAUGGUAACAAAAAUAUUAAUAAUAAGGAGCAAAGGUACGCAACCAAUAGUGAAAUUUAAGAUUCCGUACUAUGUCAUUGUUACUUAUCUUGAUUUUUCAAUAUUAUCAUUAUUUUAUAAUACUUGCUUAUGUAUAAAAAACGAUUUAAGAUAUCAUUAUUCGUGGUUUAAAACGAUAGUUUUUCUUACCGUUUUGGAUAGAAAUACACGAUUACAUCAAUUGAGGAUUACGCUUUAGUGGAAUUGACGCUCAGAUAAACAAUACUUACCUAAAUAUACUUAUUUGUUAAAAUUUUGAAAACAUAAAUAAUAGGUAUUGAUAAUGUUUAUGUUGUGUUUUAAACCUAGCAUGUUUCGGUAAGUAUCCAAUUUAUUACACAAAUUUGUUAUUUAUUUAAAAUAAACUCGUAAUAUUCUAUUAGAAACUUAGGUGCGAUUGAGAUAUCUUAAAAUAAAAAUGUUAGCUAAUAAUAUUGUGAUCAUAAAUAUCUGAAUUUAUUUAAAUAGUCAAUAGAAUAAUAAAAUAAUAUUAAUUUUAAUUUUGUAAUUGAUUUAUUUCUGAAACUAUUAUCAACAGACGAUAUGGUGGAAUCCGGUAUUGACUUAGGUACGUGAGUAAUUUAUCGUAAUAAAGAAAUAACGUAAUUAUGUAUAUUUGUUUCUUUAAUAUUUAUAUUUACUUUUUUUUUUUUACUUACAGACCAAAUUCAUGAUAUUUAUAGAAGCAUUGAAUCCGGUAAACAAUUUAAACUAAAACUAAAACCAAGACUAUAGUAAUAUGUCCUAUGUAAAUCCGAUGUCAGCUCAAAUUCGCAUCGCAUAUUACAUCGUACGUUUCUCGUCGUUAUAUUAUCAUUUAUUUUUCUUAUCUUCCUAUAGUAUUCUUUCUCGAAGUGUUUAUGAUAUGUGCUGAACUGCCUUGCGCUAAAAUAUUGUUGGAUUAUCGUACUCUUAAGUUAUUAAUAAUUUUCGCGGAUUCCUACGUGUUCUUCUGAUUUCAAUGAUUCUAGGAAUUUUUUAAAAAUGUUAGGUUUUUCCUUGAACUUUAUUGUCUGAAUCAUUAUUAUUUAUAAUUAUUUGUUUUCAACUAUUAUUGUUAUAAUUGUAUACUAGUAGGUACAUUGUAUUUAACUACACAUUAUAAUUAACUGAAUUCUUAUACGAUUUAUAUAAUUUGCGAGAUUGAAAGCUUAAAAGCUGUAUUAAUGUCGUUCAAUAUAACAUAUGAUUAUAUUCGUUAUUAUUAAUUUUAUUAAUAGUUUCAGUUACGCAAUCGUUAUAUUAUCUCUUCUUCAAUUUUUUUUAAAUUUUAACCUUAAUCGAACUAUACCCGUAUCUACUCUCUCAGUUCAACUACCGGGUAACAUACAAAACCAAUGUUUAUUAGCAGAAUAAGUAAAAUUAGCUUAAUUUUGAUUAUAGAGCAAAAGUACCUAUUAUGACAUUAAUGGAGAGCAACAUUUCGAAAAGAAUAUACAUAGGGUUUUUGUAUUAUUCAAAAUAUACAGCUCGAUAUAAAAGUUAAAAAAACAUUUUUAAUUUUUGUUUUUUAAAUAACUGUAAUUUUUUUUAAUAAUUUAUAAUGCAAAAUAAACCUAUAACAUAUUCCCCCCAAAUAUUGUUCUCUAUAAAUUUCUGAAUAGGUACUUUUACUCUGAAAUCAAAAUUAAGCUAGUUUUACUUGUUCUGCGUAAACAUUGUUUUUGCAUGUUACCCGGUAGUUGGACUGAGACAGUAGUUGCUGGUAUAUAAUUUCUUAAUUCUCUUUUCAAAUCAUUUAUUUAUGUUUACAGAAUUGCAAAAACUAAAGACAAGUAA
This is a messenger RNA of Cinara cedri, 32146 nucleotides long. The record is from the annotation of a GenBank genome assembly. Lineage: Eukaryota; Metazoa; Arthropoda; Insecta; Hemiptera; Aphididae.